This is a messenger RNA of Boeremia exigua, 549 nucleotides long. RefSeq lists its product as uncharacterized. The transcript is spliced from 3 exons. The record is from RefSeq and is a predicted model, not a curated record. Lineage: Eukaryota; Fungi; Ascomycota; Dothideomycetes; Pleosporales; Didymellaceae. The coding region runs from base 1 to 549 and encodes 182 amino acids.
AUGGAGGUUGACAGGCUUCGUUCGCAAGUUCAGAUUCUCCACGAGAGAGUCUCUUCUCUCGAAGCUGAGCUUUCGAUUCUGCGCUCUCAAGUAGCUCCUCCUCACACCGCGCCAACCAAUUACAACUACGCAAGACUCUCGGGCGAUAACGCUCUGUUGUUGCCCACUGCAAUCGAGAGUAUUGCGGUCAUGGGUGACCACUUCCGCCGCCAGGGCACAUUGAGGCAGUGCUCGACAACAGGCUGUCACAAGGACGCCUUUGACUCGGAAUGUUUCCGUCAAGGCCACAUGGCCUGGUGUGAGGCCCACAACCGUGUCAUCACCGGAACCUACACUUCGUGCUCCGUCAAGGCUGAGCAUCGCGGCGAUUGUAUGCCCGUUUUCUGGGAUCGUUACGAAAACUGGCAAACAAUUGUUGCCCAAGCCUUUCAUGAGGGCAGAGUUGGCAACAGAGGCCUGGACCCUGCGUUUCUCAGUGCCCUACUCCUUCCUUUCACCCGAUACCCGUCGGUCCCUGUCAGCUCUUAUGCGUCUGAACAAAGUCAGUAA